Messenger RNA from Trichophyton verrucosum HKI 0517, 1221 nucleotides. Its product is annotated as a-pheromone receptor PreA. Gene Ontology annotation, molecular function: mating-type factor pheromone receptor activity. Lineage: Eukaryota; Fungi; Ascomycota; Eurotiomycetes; Onygenales; Arthrodermataceae. The record is from RefSeq and is a predicted model, not a curated record. Gene Ontology annotation, biological process: G protein-coupled receptor signaling pathway. The transcript has 3 exons. The coding region runs from base 1 to 1221 and encodes 406 amino acids. Gene Ontology annotation, cellular component: membrane.
AUGUGGAUUCUCACCCAGAACUUAUUCAACUUCAUUAAUCCGUUAAUUUGGCCUGAUGAUGAUUUCAACUCCCGGUGGAUGGGUUAUGGCUAUUGUGAUAUCCAGUCCAAGCUUAUCACCGGCGCCGGUGUUGGUAUUGCCGGCCCCUUAGUCUGCAUUUUUCGCAGUCUUGCAAAGGUCCUGGACACGGAGCGAACUACCCUUGUGCCUACCAAAGGUGAUCGAAGAUGGAACAUUACAUUUGAUGUCAUAUAUUGUGUUAUUAUCCCGGUGGUCAUCAUGGUACUGCACUUCAUCAUCCAGGACAGCAGAUAUUACAUCUACAGCAUCGUGGGCUGCAUGCCAGCUUAUCAUUCUAGCUGGGUCAGCUUUGUCGUCGGUUACAUCUGGCCUCCAAUCAUUUUGAUAAUCGCUUGUUUUUAUUGUGCACUCGUGCUAUACCGUUUGUUCAAGUACAAACGUGAAUUUUCCCAACUUGUGUCUUCGGACAGCUCAACCAGCAAGUCAAAAUUUGUCCGCCUACUCACCAUUUCACUUGUCCUUCUUCUCGGGAGCCUACCGGCUCAGUUUUUCGUCUUUUACACCAACAUAACCUCCUACAAACCCUGGGCUCCUUAUUCAUGGUCCGAAGUUCAUGGUCCUCACUGGGGUGAGAUUAUCAAAUUCCCAAUGCAUGGACAAGUCUACUACGAUCGUUGGAUACAAGCUGCAGCGGGCUUCCUCCUUUUCUUUUUCUUCGGUAUUGGCCAUGACGCCACCAUGAUGUACCGGUCAAUUCUUCUAAGACUCGGGUUUGGAGAUUGUUUCCCUGCGCUUCGUCAUCCACAUAUCAUGAUCAACCAGAGACAGGGUUCAUCUUCUACCCGUUUUGGCUCUUUCAGUAGCACUGUCAAAAUGGCUCUGGGUCGAAAGAAGCCUUUGACAUCUACGAUUGAUUCAGACGUCACACUGAACGAAAAGACGCGAAAUAUGUCACUGGAUGGAUGUUUGUUCAAUGAGCUCGAACCAAGUUUCUCCAUGGACAACCAAAAUAGCGCCCAGAAGCCAUAUCAGAUGCCAACUGUGCCAACACCUAUAAAUCACCCCAGCAGGCUCAACAUGUCUCGAAAACAGCGUCGGCAAUCAGGAGACUCAAUUUUUCUCGAGUUUCUUACCGAAACACCAAGUUCCAGUGCUGUUAAAGGGGGGAGGGAGGCUAAGAGCGGGCCCGAUAUGGUGUAG